Molecule: messenger RNA, 1523 nt
Organism: Mesocricetus auratus (golden hamster)
Lineage: Eukaryota; Metazoa; Chordata; Mammalia; Rodentia; Cricetidae
Gene: Fetub
Product: fetuin B
Exons: 8
Coding region: 207-1406 (399 amino acids)
Biological process (GO): negative regulation of endopeptidase activity; binding of sperm to zona pellucida
Cellular component (GO): extracellular region
Molecular function (GO): cysteine-type endopeptidase inhibitor activity; metalloendopeptidase inhibitor activity
Source: RefSeq, a predicted model, not a curated record
ACUGGGAACACCAGGAGAGGCUCCCUCUGGUUAGUAAAUUAACAAGUGGGGUUCUGCCUUAUACACCAGUAGCUUGUGUGAGUUGAUCGCCCAGCCUGAGUGACUCCCAGUCCUCAGGAAAAUCUGGCUGUGAGAUCUGCAAGACUGAGCUUCACCUCGAGUGCGGCUUCCCCUGUGAAGACUUCUCUCUUAGAUCAAUAGGACUGAUGGCUCUGCUCAAACUUCUGGUGUUCUGCACCCUGGCUGCAUGCUGCGUGGCUCGCUCUCCUCCUGGGCCACCCCUCCCCCCUGCACCGCCCCUCACCGGCUCCCUACUUCUGGAUGCUCUGAGCUGUAAUGACUCCCAAGUGCUGGCAGUUGCAGGCUUUGCCCUGCAGAACAUCAACAGAGACCAAAAGGACGGCUAUGUGUUGAGUCUCUCCCGAGUGCACGAUGCUAGGGAGCACUACCAGGAGGACAUGGGAUCCCUGUUCUACCUCACACUGGAUGUCUCAGAGACUGGCUGCCACGUGCUCAGCAAGAAGGCACAGAAGGGCUGCGGCCCGAGGAUCUUGCACGAGUCAGUUUAUGGCCAAUGCAAAGCAAUGUUUCACAUUAACAAGCCAAGAAGAGUUCUCUAUCUACUUGCUUAUAACUGUACUCUUCGCCCAGUUUCUCAAAGGAAGAUUCAUUUCAUAUGUCCUGACUGCCCGGGUCCUGUUGACUUGUCAAGCCCCAGCGUUCUGGAAGCUGCCACAGAGUCGCUUGCAAAGUACAACAGUGAGAACCCCUCGAAACAGUACUCACUUGUUAAAGUCACCAGGGCUACUAGUCAGUGGGUGGUUGGCCCUGCUUACUUUGUGGAUUAUUUGAUCAAAGAGUCACCAUGUACUGAAUCCCAGGCCAGCUGUUCCCUCCAGCCCUCCGACUCAUCGCCCGUCGGUAUUUGCCAUGGUUCUCUGGUUCAAAUACCAGCUAUUAAAGCAUCAGGUGUGGUUAAAGAAAAAAGAAUCUCUGUGACUUGUGAGUUUUUCGAAUCUCAGGCUCAGGUUCCUGGAGGUGAUAACCCUGCUGCUACCCAGGAGCCCAAGAAACUCCCCACAGUGGACGAGGUCCCUCAGAAAAACACGGCCCCCACCAGCUCCCCCUCCAAGACUGCUCCGAGAGGAUCCAUCCAGCACCUCCCUAGCCUGGAUGUUGAGAAGCCCGAAGACUCUAAGGAAACGAGUCCCAGUCCCGUGGAAGCCUUUCCCGUGCAGCUGGAUCUAACCACGAAUCCCCAGGGGGAUAAGCUGGAUGUUUCUUUCCUCUACCUGGGGCCCGAGGAAAAGAAGCUGGUGGUGCUACCUUUCCCAGGAAAGGCAGGACGCUCCACCGAGUGCCCCGGGCCAGCAGAGGGGACCAAUCCUCUUAUCCUCCCACCCUGAGAAUCACAAACAGGGCUCCCCAUAGGGUGUAGUCCCCUGCACCAGAUGAGGUGGCAGGAAUGAGGAGGAGACAGAUGAUCAAAUGUAGAAAGGCUAAUAAAGUGCUUCCCUACUGCA